UAGGAGCUGGUUAAGUCACCCUUAAUCCCUAGUAAGAUGCCUGUAAACAGGGAAGCUGUUCCUCUGGAUCAAAGUCCCCUGCCUUAUUAGCUGCUGGAGGCAGGAGCACUGUUAAUGUGUAAGCCACAAGGAAGUGUAGGGUUAUAAGGUCCUCCAUUCGGAGCACUUCUGAGCUGUACUGCCGGUGGCUCCCUACCUGGUGACUCUGCCCGCCGAGGAAGAUGUCUGAAAAAUUCGAAAUCUUCAACCUGGAUAUGAAGACUGGGGACACCCUGAAGGUGAAGGGCAAGAUCUCUGGUGAUGCUCAAGACUUCUCCAUCAACCUCGGCAGCGCCUCCUCGGACCUGGCGUUUCACUUCAAUCCCCGCUUCACCGAGUCGGUCAUCGUCUGCAACUCCAGGUGCAGCAGAGACUGGCAAGCCGAGCACCGCGAUCACCACUUCUGUUUCACCAGGGGCUCCAGUGUCAAGAUCAUCAUCGAAUUCCAUGAAGACAAAUUCAAGGUGAUAUUACCGGAUGAUCACCAUGUGGAGUUCCCCAAUCGGCACGGCUUUGACAAGCUCAAGUACAUGAGCAUCAAGGGAGGGUUCAGGGUCACCUCCUUCAAGCUGGAUUGAUGGGCGCUGCGUCCUAUGUCCAAUAAAUACCCAGCUGGAA
Oxyura jamaicensis (ruddy duck) is the source of this 657-nucleotide messenger RNA. It is a transcript of the gene LGALS2, whose product is annotated as galectin 2. The transcript has 4 exons. The coding region runs from base 222 to 617 and encodes 131 amino acids. Gene Ontology annotation, molecular function: carbohydrate binding. NCBI's taxonomy places the organism in Eukaryota, Metazoa, Chordata, Aves, Anseriformes, Anatidae. The record is from RefSeq and is a predicted model, not a curated record.